Larimichthys crocea (large yellow croaker) is the source of this 4123-nucleotide messenger RNA. It is a transcript of the gene ical1, whose product is annotated as islet cell autoantigen 1-like. Gene Ontology annotation, molecular function: protein domain specific binding. The coding region runs from base 225 to 1949 and encodes 574 amino acids. The record is from RefSeq and is a predicted model, not a curated record. Gene Ontology annotation, cellular component: Golgi apparatus. Lineage: Eukaryota; Metazoa; Chordata; Actinopteri; Sciaenidae. The transcript is spliced from 16 exons. Gene Ontology annotation, biological process: regulation of transport.
CCCCUCGCGUCCGGUCGACGUCACAGCUCGUUUGCAUAUCCUGUUUCUGUGACUCAGGUUAUGACGGUUAUCAGAAGAAGAGGCUAGCCGAGCCGAGUAGAUGCUCGGCCUGUUGGACAAAACCCAAAGCAAGGUGUCUGAUCCCGUCUCCAAGAUCCAUAUUAGAUCAGAUCCUUUAGCCUGGAGGUUUUGGAGCAGAACAGGAACAACUCUGAUCUCCAACGAUGGACGGGUUCGCGGGGGACAUGCUGAGCGGUGGCCGGGCCCUCCUCGGCGAGGACAGCUCGGUGAUGGCUCGCAUGCAGAAGAAGUUCUGGAAGACCAAGCAGGUGUUCAUCAAAGCCACGGGCAAGAAGGAGGACGAGUACGUGGUGGCAUCGGACGCCGACCUGGACGCCAAGCUGGAGUUUUUCCGCUCGGUUCAGUCCACGUGCACGGAGCUGCUGAAGGUGAUUGAGAAAUACCAGCACAGGAUCACACGCUUGUCUCAGGAGGAGAACGAGCUGGGUCUGUUCCUGCGCUUCCAGGGUGAGCACGAUCGCACGAAGGCUGGCAACAUGAUGGACGCCACCAGCAAGGCCCUGUGCACCUCCGCCAAGCAGAGGAUGGCACUUUGCCCGCCACUGCACCGCCUGCACCAGGAGGUGGAGACGUUCAGACGGCGCGCCAUCGCCGACACGCUACUGACAGUCAGCCGUAUGGAGAAGGCCCGCACCGAGUACAGAGGAGCUCUGCUCUGGAUGAAAGACGUCUCCCAAGAGCUGGACCCGGACACCUACAAACAGCUGGAAAAGUUCCGCAAGGUCCAAGCCCAGGUCAGAGGGACGAAGGGCCAGUUUGAGAAGCUGAAGAACGACGUGUGUCAGAAGGUUGACAUGCUGGGAGCAAGCCGCUGCAACAUGCUCUCACACUCCCUCUGCACCUACCAGACCACUCUGCUGCAGUUCUGGGAGAAGACAGCCCACGCCAUGUCAGGAAUCCAAGAGGCCUUCCAAGGACACGUACCAUACCAGUUCACCACACUCAAGGACCUGAGAGACCCGCUGGAGGACCUCGCAGAGUUACAGACACAAGAGGACAAGAAGGAGAAGUCUCUACAGAGCAACACAGACAGUCUGGUGUCCUUGGAUGACGACAAGCCGUCAGGAAGUGCCUCCGAUGCAGACCCGACCCACAGUGCGGAUGGACAGAGCCAAAACAGUGACAGUGUGCACCCAAACACCACCAAACCUACUCGAGCCCUGCAAGACCUCAGAGGACUGUCAGUGGGCUCUGAUGACGACCUGAUGCUCAUGGCCUGUGAUCUGCCAGAGUUGCAGCCGAACGUCCCCUUCGAGCUCCAGCUCAUGCCUCCUCUCCCGGGAGAAGACCCCAGGGAGCCCAGGGACUUUGGAAGCUUCCAGUCAGCCAGCCUGUCCCAGCUGCCCGACACUGGUGGUCUGCCCUACCCUGCUGGGACAGGGCUGAGACCGGAGGAGGAGGACACCGAACGGGGCGACAUGGCUUUCCUCAAAGAUCUCCUCAGCCCGGGCCCGGGGGCCAGCGACGAGUUCAGCAGAGAGUGGCAAGACGCUUUCGGGGUGUAUGACCCUCCCAGCAUCCCUCCGUCGACCAUGGCACCAGCGAGCAUUGGAGAGGCGAUUAGUGGGCCAGCACCGGCACCACUGCCCUCAAAACCCCCCAGCCCCACGGGCUUCCUGCCCUCCCAGCUGCUGGACCACAGUCUGAGCUCCACAGGCUGGGCGACCCCACCUAUGUUCCAAGCCCCGCCCCUGCAGCCUCCUGCUGGUCAGAGCCAAUCAGCUCAGCCGGCGCCAGGGUCAGCGGCGAAUGUUCCUCCAGGUGGAUCCAAAGACAUGUCUGCUUGGUUCAACCUGUUUGCAGACCUGGACCCCCUCUCCAAUCCCGACGCCAUUGGACGCUCGGCGGACGAGCUGCUCAAUGCCUAAAGUUCUGUGUGUGUGUGUGUGUGUGUGUGUGUGUGUGUGCCGCCAGUGUAUGAUUUCUCUCAAAGGAUCUGGAUGUCGGCAAGUAACCAUAUCAAACACACACAUGCUCCUGAGAGGAAGUGUGCAUAUCCACACUUUUAAAAUACACACACUUAUAUCUGUGUCACACUGGAAGAUGUUAUUUUACACUGGAGAAGUGAAACUCUGUACAUGACUGUUAACACAUGAACACACUGACUGUGUGCACACAGCAGACCUCAUGCGGCCUGUGUAUCAGUCACUGCAGCUUCUGUCCAGCAGAGGAUGUGUGCGUUCCAGGUUGUGUGGUUUUUUUUUUUUCCCGCGUUUUCUUCAUGUUUGGGUGUGUGUCCGUUUGCUGUGUGCACACAGUAUGUAAAAAAGAAAAAGAAAAGAAAUCUAUUUACUGCUUAGUGUUGUUUCUACAUGGUAGCACAUGUCACACAUGAAUGAAGGGCGUACAGUGUAUACAGUAUAUAUAGGACAGAGUGUAUGUAUGAGGCGAGAUGGGACCCUGAGCCUGUCACUGAGCCAAGCUGAAAGCAGCGCUCUGUAUCACCAAGCCAGAUCAGAGGGUCAUUCAGCUGUCUCUGGAUCUGGUUUACUGGUCACCAUCACGCUGACUCGGGUUUUAACUAAAGUGAAUCGCCAUGGUAACCUAACCUUAACAUCAGAAGAUCAACAAAGCUAUUAAAAGUGAUCCCGAAGGGACCGUGAAUGUUUCAUAACGAUGCAGCCAACAGUUGUUGACAUAUUUCAGUCCAGCCUAAAGUGGUGGACAGAUCUCCACGUUCACUCACGUAGACUUGAUCAGACUUUUAUUUUUCUUUCUGGACAUUUCCUGCCUUACUUUACUUUGAAAUGUUUUUAUUUACAUUAUAUCGUUCACCAAACCUCACUAUGCAAAGUACAUGCACCCAGAGUUGACUGAGCCAGCUGAUGACCAGCUCCAGGCUUCACUGACGUUAGUCUCAGUGAAGCAGCUAAACCCAAACCUGAACUUGCUUUAUGAUACAGACCCCUGCACAAACUCUGGAUCUUGAAGACUCCACCAGUUCUAGAUAAAUAAUGUGACGCUUUAUUGCAAGAAAACCCUCAGCUUUCCGUUAGGGAUUCAGUCAGAAACACUAAGCUGUGAGGCGGUCUAGUCUCUGGAGAGGACUGAUGGUGUCAUUAAGACGGCACAGCGGAAACCCACAGUCCAAACUCUUUCUGGCUUUCGUGACACCAGCAGCCCCCUUUCGUGUUUAUCCUCUCACCCUCAGCCCAGAUCCGACUCGCUGAAUGACUAAAAAUGGGCUGCGUUUGAAAUCAUCUCCGGUCCCGUGUGUCGUUUUCACAAUCACAAGUCCAAGGCCAAGAAAAAAAUGUGUGAAGGAUGAAGCAUUUAUUUUGUAGUCAUUUUCUCUGGAAGGACGUUUUAAACUAGGACACAGGAUUGUUUUUGGGGGUGGGUGGGUUAUUUAAGUCCUAUAAAUCUGCUACAAACGGCGCCUAUGCUGCAUCGAAAUGUAUUUAUUUUCAGACCUUGUUGUGCAGUACACUGAAAUAACACUAUAAAUGUAAAAUAGUGUGUAUUUUGAGCUCCGCGUGUUGUGUCUUGGGAUGGAUUUUGGAUUUGUUUUACAGGAAAAGCAUCAACACUGGAGAACUGUUACCGUGUCAUAAAAUGUAUUUCUAACUUGUUUUUGAGGGGGGGAAAAAAUGACCAAGACUGACGUCUCUGAAUGUUUACCAGUCGGUUGAAUGAAGAGUUGAAGAUGUAGAUUUCUCAAAUGUAUUUCAUGACAUCUGCGUGCCUGUGUAAAUCGCACUCGGUGGAGCUACGGUGGUCAGAGUGCAUCAUGCAGAAGAAAAAAAAACACUUUUUCUACAAGCUGCACAUCAGUAUCAUAUCUCUUUGUUUUCUUGUUUUGAAUGUGACGUGGACUUUUUGUUGGAGGGAUAAAACCGGUUUAGUGCAGCGGUCCAAAGUGAGUUUGUCACAUCAUGUAUUUUACUGUUUACUCUUGAUUUUAAAAAAAGCAAAAAAAAAAAAAAAAAGAAUGUAUUUCUCAAGUCAAUCACAAACGCUUUAUUUAAUUCAACUAUGCCUUUUUAUUUCACUCGAGGGGUUUAACAGAUGAAAACUUGGCAGUUCUGUUUCCAAUAAACUG